Nelumbo nucifera (sacred lotus) is the source of this 1303-nucleotide messenger RNA. RefSeq lists its product as uncharacterized. Lineage: Eukaryota; Viridiplantae; Streptophyta; Magnoliopsida; Proteales; Nelumbonaceae. The record is from RefSeq and is a predicted model, not a curated record.
AACUUCGAGAAAAUUUUGGCUGUCCAAAAGAAAAAAAUGAAUUCAGUUUCCCAAAUUUAGAAAGUAGAAAGAAACCAUCGAGAAAAGAAAAUUUACAGGCUGUGAUUCAUAAUUUAUAAGUUCAUAACUUGGAAAAAAAAAGACGAGUCUGUAUUGUCUGUCUUGUGCGUCUGUCCUCCUGAAAAUUUUCUUCGCCGUGGAACGAAUGUCGGAGCUUUGAAACGCCGAAAUCGCGCCUUAUUUAUACACAAUUUCGCCCAUUAAUUUCUACCGUCCAUUCUUCUUCUUUCCUCUUCCUGAUCUUCCUCUUCUUCUACACCUUCUUCCAUCUCUCUCAGUUAAGGGGGAGAGAGAUAUCAAGAGAGACAGGGAGAGAUAAUAUAUAAUAGGUGGGAAUUGUUUCUCGUUUGAAGAUUUGAAAUCCACAGAUGGGAGGCUGUGCAAGCAGGCCGAAAGGAUUCAAGGCUGAAUUUGCUAAUUCUGGAAAACCUGUGCCGGCAGCAGAUCCUGAGAAGGAGGAGCUAUGCACGGCCUCCGAAGAGAAGACCGUUGUAGAAGAAGCAGCCAGGACGGCAGAGGCAGCACAGGAAGAAAAGGUGGAGAAUGCCGAGGUUGAUGAGCAGAGCAACAAGCAUAGAUCUCUUAGUUCUCUAUUCAACGAGAGAGGGAAAGAUUCAACCGAGAGUGGUGAGGCAACCCAAACAGAAAACGUCCCAUCUGAACCAGUGAAAGGAAAAGAUCAAAAUAUGGAGAAAACUGUCAAGGAAACUGUUGUCAAUGUUGUGGAUGCUGAAAAGGCCAAAAGCCCUGCUGAGGAAAAAGCCACCCCAGCAGUUGUUGCUUCUGAGACAGUCCAAACAGAAAAACCUUCUGAAUCUGCACCAGCAGAAGCAGUAAAGACUGAAAAACCUGAAAAAUCCGAUGAAAAGAAAACAAAGAAAGAAAAUAAAGAAGGUCCUGACAAGGAUGUCAAGUUAACAGAGAAACCUUCAGGGGAGAACAUCAGACCACAAGAACCAGUUCCAUUGGAGUCACCUGCAGAUGUGGUUUCUGCUUGAGAAGUUGCAAGAAUCAAGUAAAGAUGGAAACUGAAAGGAUUUGUGUCUUGUCAAUAGUUGUUUCAAGCAUUUGUGUUCGUUACAUUUGUCUCUACAGUAUAUGAUGUGUUCUAUCUGUCCUUUAUUUAUUCAUUGACUAGAUUUCAUUCUCUUGGAUAUGUCUCAUUUUCAUAUUACCCCUUUUGGUUCAAAUGGAAAUGUUUGGGUUUGUUAGAUGAAUUGAUAUAAUCAUGGACUUGUACAUA